GAACGGGUUCUCCAUGAAUAACCCUCGGUGCUGGGUAAGCGGACAUUUUAUUUAUCCGACCCAUGCCUUCAAAGUUUAAGUACCUUACUUUACGAUUUCGACGCAAGAGCUGCGUCGGGAUGUGGAGGGCAUACAUAGUCCAGCUCCGCAACCCGAGGAUCCAGGAAGAUCCCUUGAUCCGGCCUCCGAAGAGGAUCCAGACAUAAAGGUGGAACUAAUUGACGGGGUGUUCCACCAACUCAGCAUGGACAAUGCUCUAGUCGCCAUUAUGGCUGACUACCCCGGUUUGUUGCCGGCUUCCCAGGUACUUAUGACCGAAGUCCUGACACCAUUAUUUUAUCCUCGCGCAUUCCUGACCACUGUGUACAACAGCGUCUUGCAGGAGGUGCCUUCAAGGCGGGAAGCCGAACCCGCGGCGGUUGACCAACAAGGGUCACUUCUACCCUGCAGGCGGAAGAGGGGUGCGGUGCGAAUCAAAACGUCACCGCAACGGAGAAAGAGCGCUCGCCAGACUGUGCCCGGCGAGGUUGCCACCCAAGCCUCCGCCAGCCAGGCUCCACCACCUGGUCCGGAGGGGGAGGCGAGCGCAAGGUGCGAGCCAGAUACUCCUCCAACGGAGCAUGCCGACAGGUUGUCCGCCACCAGGUCUGAGGUGGAGAGCGCCAUGAACCAUAGGCACCGCCGGACAGUUUUUCUUGACGCGUGUCUCUCCCCUGAGGCGUUGAAUGCCUUUAACACGGGAGACGCGCACCUCCGUGCUGCUCAAGAUGGUUUGACCAGAGCCACGGAGCAGUAUGUAAAAGAUAUACGGGUAAGCGAUUAUAAUAGCGGUAUAUGCCAGUAG
Triticum aestivum (bread wheat) is the source of this 844-nucleotide messenger RNA. RefSeq lists its product as uncharacterized. The coding region runs from base 245 to 844 and encodes 199 amino acids. The record is from RefSeq and is a predicted model, not a curated record. The transcript is spliced from 2 exons. Lineage: Eukaryota; Viridiplantae; Streptophyta; Magnoliopsida; Poales; Poaceae.